Molecule: messenger RNA, 2311 nt
Organism: Camellia sinensis
Lineage: Eukaryota; Viridiplantae; Streptophyta; Magnoliopsida; Ericales; Theaceae
Source: RefSeq, a predicted model, not a curated record
UCUCUCUCUCUCUCUCUCUCUCUCUCUCUCCACAGCUAAACACCCAAUCACAAAAGAAACCAUAUAGUUCAGAAAGCACCCAUUUGACAAAAAAGAGGUUGCAUUUUUCAGCUAUUCUGGAAGCAAAUCAAUGAUGUUGUUGCAAGCAGUUGUUGGCAGUAUGAUUAUAAUGAACAAGAGGGGGACGAUGGAGACGAUUCCUCCAAAUUUGAGGAAACUGUGGAAGGAAUGGGAAUUGCGAGGAAUGAUUCUACUUAGCCUCACUACCCAAAUAGUUCUUGUCAUUCUGGGCAAUCGUAGAAAGUAUAUUGCCGGAGCAUGGAUCAGAAUCAUUGUUUGGACGGCCUACUUACUCGCCGAUGCGGUAGCGAUAAUGGCCGCUGGAAUACUCUCAAAUAAUCUUGGAGAAGUCUACAGGAAGGAUUCUUUUGGUCCAGAGUAUGAGCUAUUAGCAUUUUGGGCUCCAAUGAUGUUGUUACACCUGGGUGGCACAGAUGCAAUUACUGCUUACUCCUUGGAAGACAAUGAGUUGUGGAAAAGGCACUCAUUUGGACUAGUUUCCCAAGCAAUGACCACAAUGUACAUCUUCGUUUUGGCUUGGACAAGGUCUCUAUUUUCCGGGAAAGUCUAUAAUAUCCCUUCUAGUGAAUCCAAAGUUGUGGAGGAAUGUAGAUUGAAGCAAUUGGAGGGGUACCAUGUCACACCACAUCAAACUCUUGAGGUUGACGUGCCGAGUCAUUUAACCAAUAGUAUUCCAUCAUCACUACAAUGUUUUCCUGAUGGAAAUGAAUUACUUGCAGCAUAUGAGUUUCUUGAGAUGGUCAAGCGUCUCUUUGCAGAUCUUGUAGUGGGCUUCCAAGAUGGGUAUGCAAGCAGGUCAAUCUUCGAAAACCACGCCAUGUCUGCGAGCAAGGCAUUCAGGAUAAUUGAGAUUGAACUAGGGCUUAUAUAUGAUUUGCGCUACACAAAGGCAAAGAUAGUCUACUCUGCUUGGGGCAUUGCUGGACGAUUCAUCGGAAUAUUUCUAACCCUCAUUGUAUUGCUGAUGGUAUCUUUGCAUGAGAUAAUACUAGUCACAGAGAAACAUAGCCACCACUCCGAGAUUGACCGUAACAUAACUAUGGUAUUGUUGGCGGCCGCUCUUCUCGUGGAGUUAUGGGCAUUUCUGCAACUAAUUCUCUCCGACCAAACCGCUUAUUGGUUAGUUAAGCGUAAGAAAACCACCAUCUUACGAGUAAUCAAGUGCAUUUCACAUUCACUACUAACUAAUUGGGCGAUUCCAAAACGGAGGUGGUCGAAUUCCAUUGCUCAGUUUAGUCUGCUAAAAUUUGCCUUGAGAGAAAACCCCCUCCCCUGCCUUAGCGUCCAAAAAAUGUUAGGCAUUGAAGAAUUUCUAGAUACUAUCCAAUACAAGAGUGCUCCUAUAUCACUCAGCAAAGUUGAUUUAAGAGGCAGAGUCUUCAAAGAGAUCCAUGACAGUGUUAGGCAAUGGACGGAAAGGUAUGGCUACGACACAGAUCUUAAAGCUUUAUACGGGCAGAGGGGAGGCCGCACAAUUGAAAGUCACAAUGAUCAUGAUCUUGCGUGGAGUGUCGAAUUGGAGUUCGAUCAGAGUAUUCUUACUUGGCACCUUGCUACAGAAAUCAUGUACUACCAAGGUGGCGAACCUAAUGAAAUAGGCAAUUACUUGUCACGAUAUAUGCUUUACCUCCUAGUCGAGCAUCCUUCUAUGUUGCCACUUGGGAUGGCACACACCAAGUUCCGGGACAUUUAUGCCGGGCUAGGGGACUUCCUUGAAAAGGAGGCGGACAUCAGGGACGUCUGGGACAUCAGUAGCGACGCCAGUGCCAGUGCCAGUGCCAGUGCCAGUGCCAGCAGCCAGCAGCCAGCAGCAGAAGCUGGAAGAAGUGGCCGCUGGUGCUGGUGGUGGUUGAAACUGCCACCACCAGCAGCCAGCAGAAGCAUCCAGAAGCAACUGAAGAAGAAAGACCCUAGAAAAGUAGUUGAUAUGCUGCUUCAAAAGUAUGAACAGAAGAAACUGGAGAGGAGCAAUUCUGUGAUACUGCAUGGGUGUAAGCUAGCAUCACAACUUAGUAACAGAGGAAAUAGAUGGGAAAUAAUUGGUGAAGUAUGGGUGGAAAUGUUGUGUCAUGCAGCUAGCCAAUGCAGGGGAAGAUAUCAUGCCCAACAAUUGAGACGAGGAGGGGAGUUGCUUACUCAUGUCUGGCUUCUCAUGGCACAUUUUGGCUUGAAUGAUCACUUUCAGGUCAUACCGCGUAGCCGCGCAAUAGCUGAUGCAGUUCUAAGGUAG